Messenger RNA from Striga asiatica, 465 nucleotides. The record is from the annotation of a GenBank genome assembly. Lineage: Eukaryota; Viridiplantae; Streptophyta; Magnoliopsida; Lamiales; Orobanchaceae.
AUGGCCGAGCACUACACACCGUACGCACAGCACCAGCAGCAGCAGCACCCGCAGGGCGCGUGGGACCGACGCAACAAGCAGCUGCCGGUCAGCCACCGCUUGGUGAAGGCAGCCACCGCCGCCACCGCCGGCGGGUCCCUCCUCCUCCUGUCUGGGCUGACCCUGGCGGCCACGGUGGUGGGCCUCACACUCGCCACGCCGCUUCUGGUGAUCUUCAGCCCGGUGCUGGUGCCGGCCGUCAUCACGGCGGCGGUGCUCGGGUUAGGUUUCCUGGCGUCCGGCGGGUUUGGGGUGGCGGCGCUGAGCGUGCUGACGUGGAUAUACAGGUACGUGACGGGGAGGCACCCGGUCGGGUCGGACCAGCUGGACUCUGCCCGGACCAAGCUGGCGGCGAAGGCCCGGGACAUGAAGGACAGGGCAGAGCAUUACGGGCAGCAUGACGUCAGGGGGACAUACUCUUCUUAG